Messenger RNA from Tilletiopsis washingtonensis, 2679 nucleotides. RefSeq lists its product as hypothetical. The transcript is spliced from 5 exons. NCBI's taxonomy places the organism in Eukaryota, Fungi, Basidiomycota, Exobasidiomycetes, Entylomatales. Bases 43 to 2487 code for a protein of 814 amino acids. The record is from RefSeq and is a predicted model, not a curated record.
ACACGCCUCUUCCACCUCCUCCUGCUCCUUCCUCUCUCCUUCAUGGCGACGCCGCUCCGUCUGCUGCGCGGACAGGCCAGCGUGCUGCGUUCGCCUUCGCCAUGGCUGGCGCGCAGCCUCUCCUCCGCCGCCUCCGACGUGCUUGCUGCAGCCGAGGCACAGGCUGCUUCUUCCUCGAAGCGGCCCGCCGAGGAAGACGCGAGAGUGCGCAGUGCCUCUUCCUUCCCUGCCGAGCCCGCCUCGAGCGUCAUCGAUGUGGCAGCCUACCUUGCGCAAGUCAGCAAGGAAGUCGACGGAGGUCGAGGACAUGCCGACGAGUCCGUCGAGCUGGCCGAGCUCGACGCUGUCGUUGAGCGCGCCGCACGAAAGUGUAUGCGUCGACGGCGGUCCAGACGCACUCCGGCGGGUGAGGUGGAUGAGGAACUCAAGCGGGUGGCUACACUGUGGAAGGAGACGUACAGAGAGGUAGCGAAGGCCUUCACGAGGACACAGCUCGGACAGCUGAUCAAGCUGGCGGGGAUCAAAGGCGCAUCGACGGGAGCCAAGGAGAUGCUGGUGCGCAAGAUCUUACUCAACUACGUCGAGCUUCAAGAUCCCACUGCUGCCUCUUCUCUUUCCCAUGCGAACCCUUCGCCUUCUCGCGCAGCCUCGAAAGCAGCCGUCGAGGCACAUCGACAGACAUUGCCGAUGCGCAGAUCCGAGGCUUGGCUCUUCGCGACCCAGGUGCCGUUUGGCACGGUGCGCAAGCAACUCAGAUUGGGAGCGGCCGACGCGCAAGUGCUGCGCGCGGAGAUGGGAUUUGAGAUGAUGCUCAAGGCGGCAAGUGAUGAGCAGCUGCAGAAAUUGACGAAGUGGCUGGAGGAGUGGAAGUCUACGAUCACUCGCACCACCAUCACCCUCUCCUCACUCUUCGCUCCGAACGUCGCACGCCCCGACGCCAUCCCCGUGCGCGUACUGCGCGACAUCUGUUCCGCGUCCGACUGCUUCCUCACCAACGUCACGCUCGAGUCUGAGCCAGACGUCGACGGCGCCUCGCACGAGCCCAGCGUGCGCAUCGAUGCGCUCACACCGAGCUCACACCAGCGUGCGCUCUCUCUCCUUCGCGCAUGGGCCCAUGACGCUGCGAGUCAAAGGCUGCUGUUGGCGUACGAGCCUAGCGCGGCCGAACAAGAACUGGCUCUACCGCUGCACGAACCCACGUACGCCUUCAUCCCGCACGCGGCUGUACAGCCAGUGCCGCCACUCAGUCGGCGCGAAGGCUUGACGUGGCGCAUGACACGGCAGUACAAAGCCUGGGAGCUCGGCAAUGCCGCGCCGCCACGACAGUUGAGGAAGGUGCAGGAUGAGCAGGCGAUGGCAGAGGUGUGGAAGAAGCUGGACGCAGCUGAGGAGGUCGAGCUGCAGGACGCCUCCUACACGCGUGAGGUCCACUUCGGGCACUUCCUCUACUCUUCCGACUCUGCCACCUCCCUCCUCCAGCCUCCGCUUUCCGGACAGUGGGCGCUCGCUCCAGCGCUUGCCGAGCUCGCAAGCGAGCAAGUGGCGCCGCUCUUCCAUCCUGCGCAUCCGCCCUUGGUACUGAGUCUCGCGCGCUCUGCACACGUGCCCGCACUCGAUCCGAACAUGGGCCUGGGCGCAAGGAAGUCGUCGCAGCGACUGCAGCUGGCCAGAUUGACGUAUAGAGAUGAGCAGGGCAAGAUGCUCGUGGUGGACGUGGAGCAGCCGGUUCCGGAAGCGUUCGAGGAACAGAAGGCGAAGGCCGCAGCGACGUCUGGAUCAUCGACGAAUGCUUCGCAGGAUGACGAGAUCACCGCCCGGUGGGCUACCUCCUCCGCACCGCAAAACGACGCCAAGGCCGAUCCGCUCGAUGAACUCGCAGACGUGCUCGAGGGCAUGCUGCGCGAUGACCCGUUCGACGAGGCAGCAUCGUCAGGCACGACGUCCGAUGCAACAGCUGCGAAGCGCCAACGACCUGCACAUGCGGAUCUGCUGCAGACGUACUGGCGGGUGGCAAGGGAGGCGGACGUGCUGGUGCCUGAUUCGCCGAUCGACAUGCGCCUCAUCUCGUGCGCUGCGGUGCCGCUGCCUGCGGAGACGGAGAUGGACGUUGCAGACGCACUGGGAGAGUUCGUCGAGCAGUGGGCGCAGCUGGUGAAGCGGUUCGACAAGAACGCGGCGACCAAAGCGCAAGCGCAGCACACUGCUCCUCCAGUCCCACUCUCACACGAGGUCAACCCCAUCGUCCCCUCCGCCCUCGUCCUCUCAAACGGCACGACACUGCAGCUGCAAAGCGCAGUGUCUCUGUCGCGCCACGAACUCGUCUUCUCCGCGGCGACGCUGCGCAUCGACGGCGUCAUGGCCGACGGCGACUCUGCGCCGCGCCAAGAGGCCUCGCUCGUCCUUGACGCGGACUGUGCGUGGGACCAGACGGCGAUGCUCAUCAAGGACGUCCUUGAUGGACAGUACAGGACGCUGCGCGCUCGGUGAGCGUGUCGGCGACAGCGGACGGGCAUGCGAUGGACGAUGCUCCUUGCGAGAGCUGCAAAUGCAACGCCAUCAUCGCCUCGCGGAUCGACCUCAGCAGCGAACACAUGCCUCGAGCACCGUAGGCGUGGGACAGUGCUUGGCGGCGGCUGAUGAGGCAUGCACGUGAUGGACGGUGCGGUGGAGAGAAACGCC